AUGACUGAGUUUGUGUCGGCUUUGUUCAAGUUUGUGCCGGAGAACGAGGAUGAGCUGCCCCUUGAGAUCGGCGAGCGCGUAGAGGUCUUGGAGAAGGACCAGUUUCACAACGAUGGCUGGUGGACGGGCCGGAACGCGUCUGGCCGAGUUGGAAUAUUCCCCGCCAACUAUGCAGAGUCUGUAGCCACACCUCCGUCACCCGACGAGCUGACUUCGCCCGACUCCGCUACCCUCCAACGCCAAUUCGACACUCUUUACGACUCAAUUGAGAUGCACUUCACGCAGAGGCAGUCUCUGGCACGGAAACCUACGUACGCCAGCUACGUAUCUUCGGACACCGAGGAUGAAGACGAAGAACAGCGCGCGAGCAAGGGUCUUCGCCUCAAGAUCGCUUUGGACGCUAGGAAAGCCCGUGCAGAGGCUCGUCGCCACCAGAAGGAGUUCGGCAUCAACUCGUCUCUUCCACCCAUCGACGACGACGAUUCUGAGACUGAGACCGAUAAGCUGGAGAGCGCCCAGAGGCAUCGCUUAUUCGACUCCGACGACGAAGGCGAUGCGGAUCCAUUCGAGCGCAUUCUCUUCCGGAAACCCACGCGGGGCAGGUCGCUCAGACGGGCGGCUACGCGCCGCAGGCCAAGCCUUCCGGAGACAGAGCCUGUGCCAGCCCUGCCUACCAUCCCUUCCCAGGUGGCCCUCGUCUCUUUUGCCGACGGCACUCGGACCUUCUCCCCUGAGCCCAUCAAGCCGACGCAGACGCAUACAAGUGGUCCAACUCCUACAGCAUCUUCGGAUGGGGUAACGCCAUCGAGCCGUGCCACUCUACUCGGCCGGCCAAGCGAAACGCCUGCCCCUGCAAACGACUGCGCCGCUCCCGUGGCCUCAUCGGCGGCUCGUCCCGUGCCGAGCAAGACCGAGUCCAUCGCUAUAUCCGAGUACUCCAUCCUACGAGCGCCGUCGAGCAAGAGUCGUCCUGCGCGACCUAAUGGGGAGCCGCAAAGCUGGUCUGUCUCGGACGUCGUGAUCUUCCUCAAGUCUCGUGGUUUCUCCGACGACGUUUGCUCUUGUUUCCAAGAACAAGAUAUUGCUGGGGAUGUCCUCGCGGAGCUCAGUGUGGAUAAUCUCGACACCGAGAUUGGAAUAUCGGCGCUGGGUACGCGGAAACGUAUAGUAGCCGCUAUUGGCGACCUCGGACUUCCGCGCCGCCAGCCGACACCCGAGCCGGCAGUGAUGAAGGACGAGCUGAAGCCGUCGACAACUAUCGACAGCAUACCUUUUGGGUUGCCUUCUCCGGUCACGUCGUCUGAAAGCGAGCCAUUGGAUCUCAAAGCACCUCCGGUGCGACCGCUCUCCCCGUAUGAUGCAACAGGCUCGCUACCUACUCCCGAGCCCUCGCCUCGCAAGGGCUCAAUACCGCUUGUUAACACGGUAGACUCGACAUCGCCGCUGUCCCAGCGAGGGCCCUCGACUCCGUCCAGUCCACCGCCUGCGAUCGCUGUCUCCUCGCUCCCGAUGCCGCCAGAGACGUAUCCCGAUCCGCCGGUCAUGAUUACUGCUCCUCGCUCGCCGGAGUUGCUUCCGGCGUCCCUGUCUGUACGCCACAAGUCCUCUGCUGGUGCGCUGCUUACUGGGCCACGACCACGCCCGGUGUCAGCCUCAUCUGCACUGUCCGCGAUGCCGAUGAGCUCCUCUCAUGCCACGCCUAACGGUCGCCCUUCCGUAUCACCGCCACCAACGUCCUCAAAGCACUCUCCCCCGCCGCCGUCAUCGGGGACCGCAUUUCUACCUCCAGGCGCCGCACGUCCGCGCAUCCCGGGCGCGCCUCUUCCAUAUGAAGGACUUCCUCAAUCACUUGUCCCUGGCGGCGCUCACGGUCGGGCGGCCGCUUCAGCUCAACAUGCUCGUCACGCUUCAAACGUGGGUCCAUCGACGACAGCGUUACCCGCUCCAGUCUUCCACCAGCCCACCAGCACAGCUGUAGUCGGCGCGAGCGCCAAACCCAGGAUUGCACAAGCACAUCAUCAGAGUGCCAGCGUAUCGCACAUAACAGCUGCCAUGAUUUCGGGCCCGUUCGAGGUCGCUCGCGCGACGGCUAGCGCUGCGUCAGGGAACAAACAUCUACCAGAUCUCCUCGUUCCCGGCCGUACUCGAGUUGCCGCGCCGCGCGGUCCCCGAGGCUGGCGCAUCAGAUCGUAA
Messenger RNA from Peniophora sp. CBMAI 1063, 2193 nucleotides. Lineage: Eukaryota; Fungi; Basidiomycota; Agaricomycetes; Russulales; Peniophoraceae. The record is from the annotation of a GenBank genome assembly.